This is a messenger RNA of Hippocampus comes (tiger tail seahorse), 5836 nucleotides long. RefSeq names its product laminin, alpha 4 (gene lama4). Gene Ontology annotation, biological process: regulation of cell adhesion; regulation of embryonic development; cell adhesion. The transcript has 40 exons. NCBI's taxonomy places the organism in Eukaryota, Metazoa, Chordata, Actinopteri, Syngnathiformes, Syngnathidae. The record is from RefSeq and is a predicted model, not a curated record. Gene Ontology annotation, molecular function: signaling receptor binding. Bases 129 to 5795 code for a protein of 1888 amino acids.
CUGCCAGUAAGGGAGAGAAAGGGAGGAAGUUCACACAACUUUGUUUAUUCUACUCAGACUGGGGCCACAGCGAGGCGCAGUGACAAAUCAAGACAUUGGAGCAGUGGAAAAGUGGACCACAGGGAGCUAUGCCGAGAUUCUCCCACUGUCUGACUGUACUGACAGACACAGAUAGGAGGGAGCCCUCUAAGCCAACACAAAAUAUGGCUACCAAAUCUAUGCGCUUCCUCUGCCUUUUAGGCAUUCUCUUUGGGAUUGCCUCUUCAUCGUCUGCUGUCAGAUUUGGAACAGAGCAACAGACAUCAUUGAAAGUUUGCACUAAGGGAUUUUUCCUUAGUGAGCAAAACAAAUGCUUGCCCUGUAACUGCAAAGGCCAUGCUGUUCACUGUGAGGACAUCACAGGCAUUUGCUUUAAUUGCAGCGAUCACAGUAUGGGUGAUUUCUGUGAAAUGUGCGAAGAUGGCUACAUGCUGGCACCUAGCCAGGUUGGACGCCACAGCUGCCAACCCUGCGCCUGCCCUCUUUCUGUCCCCUCAAAUAAUUUUGCAGUCCAUUGUGACAGGCAAGGUGACAUUCAACGGUGCAAGUGCAAAGAGGGUUAUGCUGGACAUAUCUGUGAGAGGUGCGCUCCGGGUUACUAUGGCAUGCCAAUGACAGUUGGUGGUUCCUGCAAGAGAUGUGACUGUAAUGACAACUCUGACCCAAACUUGAUCUUUAAUUGGUGCCACAAUGUGACCGGCCAUUGCCAGCACUGCUGGGGCAACACUGGCGGGCCGAAUUGUGAGAGGUGUGCACAGGGUUUCUACGGUGAUGCCAUCGGUGCCAAGAACUGCAGAGAGUGUGAGUGCAAUAAAUGCGGCACAUCAUCAUGUGAUGACAGGACCGGAGUGUGUCACUGCAAACCAGGCGUCACCGGACGACUCUGUGACCGCUGUGAGGAGGGUUACUCGGGUUUCUCCAGCUGCCAAGGAUGUCACAGAUGUGAAUGCAGGCCAGCUUCUCUUCGUCCCACCUGCCAUUCUCUCACUCACAGCUGUUUGUGCCGCCCGGGCGCCGGAGGUCGUUACUGUGAGAGGUGCCUCCCAGGCUUUUGGGACUAUAGUGCCUCUGGCUGCAAGAAGUGUGACUGUGAGAGCGGUCAUUGUGAUAUGCAAACAGGAGAGUGCCUACCAGAGCCUGCAACGGUUAACCUGUGCAAUAUCAGUUGUGAUGAAUGUAUUUGGCAUGUUAUCGGAGACCUGCGGCUGUCCAACAAAACGCUGGACCAUUUGAGGGUUGGAGUGUUGAACAUUUCGACUGGGGCUGCUGUGAAUGACAGAGUCAAAUACUAUAACUACACUGCUCAACACCUGCAGAAUCAGUUCCAUGCCUGGAGAAACAAACUGUCUGAAAUAAAAACAGAGACUGGGGGAGUGGAAGACUCCACACAAGAUAUCGUAUCAUACAUAAAAAAGCUCAGUGAAUCGGAAAAGACGGCGAAGAGUCUGGGGAACCAACUUGAUGAGGAUACGCUGCAAAACUUAAUGCACGCGGAACAUUUUAGCAAAAACCUCACAGACCUCAACAUGCGCAUUGAAGAAAUGAUCCAUGAAUGGGAGCUGUAUAGUGUUUACCGGGAAGCGGACCCCGAGUUGGUCAAGAGAAACACAGACGAAGCGAUAAGUACUCUGAGCAACAUGAGGAAUCUUGAUUUGUCUACACAAGGGCCUUUAACUAUUGAAGAGUCAACAGAAGCCCAUGACUUGCUCAGGCGUAUUCGUCAGUUGGAAAAGAAGUCAUUGAUUACACAUGGACAUCUCAACCCACUCAAGUUAGCUCUGUCUCGCGUCACUGCCAAGCUGUCUGACGCUCAGUCCUUCCUCCGGAAUGCAACCAGUACAAUUGAGGAGAUGCGGGAUAGGAACAGCGGCAAUGUCCUCAAAUUCCAGAGGAUUGAGGCAACGCAGCAGAAGAUGGCAGCAGAGUUUACCGCUAUACAAAACAGUACAGAAACAGCCAAAGACAUAAUUUCUAAAUCACAAGCGAACAUGGCUGAGGUGGAUACGUUGGUCAAGAAUAUAACACAGUACCAUGCAGCAAUUGAUGGUGCCAGCCAAAAGCUAACAGAGAAGAUGGAACAGCUCUCAUCCGCUGAUACGGAGUUGAUUAGAAGGGCAGAUGAGCAUGCUGAAGAGCUUGAACAACGGGCCACCAAACUGGAGGAGGACCUGCGAGAGAGUGAUACCAAUGGUUUUGUGCAGAAAGCCAUAAGUGCUGCGAAUGUCUACACAAAUAUAGUGAAAUACAUCAACAACGCCAAUAUCACAUCACUUACAACCUUGAACUUAUCCCACACAGCAAAUGAAUCCGUCACUGGGAUCAACAUGCAGCUGAAUGAUCUCGUGGUAAAAUGUGACAAUGUUUUCAAGGAGUCUGUUUCGCUGCAUUCUGAACAAAUAGAAGUAGAAGCUGAGGUGGUUGACAAGCUGAAAUACAUUGAAGAGACCAAAGAGACCUUGGAUAAAAACACCAAAAAACUUGAAGAAAUGAUGCAGGAUAUUUCUGAAAUUGAGACAGCCAGCACCAACAAGCGACUGGAGUAUACACUCAACGUGGCUGAGGGAACUCUUAACCGCUCAGCCGCAGUGCUUGAAACAAUUACGCCCAUCAGUAACAAAGUAGAGGAAUGGGCCAACAAUCUGAGCGAAAAUAAAUACUCUACAGCUGCGUAUGAGCAAGCCAUUGACUCUGCAAAGGAAUCAGUGGAUCACCUCCAAUUUCUUGUUCCCGAGCUUCUGGAUAAGCUUAAGGUGGUGGAGCAGAAGAAGCCUGUCAAUAACAUAACCGCCAAUGUCAUGAGAAUCAGAGAACUCAUAGCCCAGGCCAGAAGUGUGGCAAAGAAGGUUCAAGUGUCCAUGAAGUUCAAUGGUCAGUCUUCAGUGGAGAUUCAUGCUGAUACCAACCUGGAAGAUCUGAAGGCAGUGACGUCCAUCAGCUUAUUUAUGAGAGUUGACCCAGAUCAGGACCCAAUAGAGGACCGUUUCAUUUUAUAUCUGGGUGACAAAAAUGGUAGGAAAGACUACAUGGGACUUGCCAUCAAGAAUGACAACCUUGUGUACAUGUAUAAUCUUGGUGGUGAAUACGUGGAAAUCCCACUCAGCUCAAAGCCUGUGAGCCAAUGGCCUGCUGUCUUCAACUACAUCAAAGUAGAGAGGUUGGGUAGACAUGGGAAGAUCUACUUAGUCAUCCCCAGCCAGAGAUCCACAGAUGAACAGAAGUUCAUUCAGAAAGGCGAAGCCCCAGGAACUGACUCACUUUUUGACAUUGACCCGAAAGACAUGGUGUUCUUUGUUGGGGGUGUCCCACCAGAUGCAAAGGUCCCACCACCUUUGACUCUUGCUCCCUUUGUGGGCUGCAUCGAGUUGGCCUCGCUGAACAAUGAUGUGAUCAGUCUAUAUAAUUUCAAAAACACUCAUAAAAUGGAUGUGGCUAAAUCAACACCAUGUUCCAGGUACAAACUGGCUUUUUCACAGAGUCGUAUUGCGAGCUAUUUAUUUGAUGGAAAAGGCUACGCACUGAUCAACAACAUCGAGCGGAGGGGGAAAUUUGGUUACGUCACACGAUUUGAUGUUUCAGUGCGAACGGUGGCAAACAAUGGAGGACUUUUCAUCAUGGUCAAUGCUGAUAAAUUCUUUCUUUUAGAAAUCAAAAAUGGAUAUUUGCGCCUAAUGUAUGACUUUGGCUUCAAUGAUGGGCCAAAACUUUUGGACGACCACAUACCAAAGCUAAAAAUAAACGAUGCAAGAUACCACGAGAUAUCAGUGAUCUAUCAUCAGUCAAAGAAGGUGAUCCUUCUGGUGGACAAGAGCCACGUUAAAUCUAUGGAGAAUCCGAAAACCACUCUGCCAUUCUCGGAUAUCUACAUAGGUGGGGCACCCUCACACAUUCUCCUAUCUAGGCCCGAGCUGUCCGCUGUGGUUGGCCUCAAAGGUUGUGUCAAAGGCUUCCUGUUCCAAAAAAAAGACUUCAACCUCUUAGAGGAGCCUGGCACCAUCGGCAUCAGUAGUGGGUGCCCUGAGGAGUCUUUUGCAUCACAUAAAGCCUAUUUCAUGGGUGAGAGCUACUUGAAAUCCUCAGCAAAGAUUUCACCAUUUGACAAUUUUGAAGGAGGCCUCAACUUCAGAACCGUUCAAGCCAGUGGAGUUCUGUUCUAUCACAAUGAAGGGUCUGACGAAUUCAGCAUCUCCCUUGAGAACGGAGCAGUGGUGAUGAACUCACAUGGAACAAGAGUUAAAACGCAUAAGAAACACUAUAAUGAUGGAAGGACGCACUUCUUAUUGGCUUCGGUGAAUAAUCAGAAGUAUUUAUUAUUGGUGGACGACAAAGACAAGCAGGAGAAGAUACGCCCACAAUCGGUCACAAGACCCUCUUCCGUUUCGACCGGAAAGAACUUCUACUUUGGGGGCUCACCAAAGAGCAGUUUAAAGAACUUUACAGGCUGCAUUAGUUAUGCCUACAUAAACAGACAAGACCGAGAUAUUGAGCCUGAAGACUUUCAGCGCUACACCGAGAAUGUCCAGGCUCUCCUGCAGGACUGUCCAUUGCAAAAGCCUCCUGCUGUUCUUUCAACAAGGCACAGGGAUGACAAAUCUAUCGCCAAACGGAGGGUAUCACGUAAGGUCAGCAAGGAUGAAUCCGUAUAUUUAAUGAAGGUUGCUCCCUGCCAUCUCCCAAGUCACCAAGCAACACAACAUGCCUACCAAUAUGGCAGCUUUGCAAACAGUAGGCAGCACUACAGAAAGCUUCCAGAAUCCCUUUCUCAUAAGUCCAACUUUUCCUUAUCCCUAAAGACCAACGCAUCCUUUGGCCUCAUUUUUUAUGUGUCUGACAUCCAUGAGAGGAACUUUAUGACUCUCUUUCUGGCCAGUGGUAGACUUGUAUAUACUUUCAAUGUAGGUGAUCAGCGUGUGGAAAUCUGGAGCGAGGAAAAUUAUAAUGAUGGAGCAUGGCAUAAUGUUAUUUUUAUCCGUGAUGGAAGUAUGGGAAAAUUGAUCGUCGAUGGACUCACAGUGUUGGAGGACAGAGUUAAAGGCAAAGCUGUGCCUUGGCAUGUCAGCAGUCCUCUCUAUUUUGGAGGCGUACCUCCAAAGCGAGCACAAAAAAAUAUUCAGGGCAACUCGGUAAACAGCUUUUCUGGCUGUUUGAGGAAUAUCCAGCUCAAUGGGCAUUGGUUGUCAUCUGCUGAUAAAACAUUUGGAGUGACACCGUGUUUUGAGGGACUCACCGAGGCAGGAACAUUCUUUGCAGUGGAAGGAGGCUACGUACUUUUGGACACGCUUGACUUGGGACCGAGAUUUCAACUCGAAAUGGAGGUCCGGCCCCAGGUGACAUCGGGUUUACUUCUGCAUGUGCCCAGAGCAGAGGGUUAUUUUUCACUGUACAUUCAUCAAGGAGCAGUGGUGGCCGUUUUGACUGAUGGGACACACGAAUUAUUGGCAACAGUUUCUCCAAGGCGGGCUCUAUGUGCUGGCCACUGGCAUAGAAUUGCAGUGAUGAAAGAUAUGGGCAUCCUCAAGUUGCAAGUAGACCAACAGGUCCAUAAUGUGGAUGGGUUUCUGAAUCUUCACUCUACAGUCAUCACAAAGAUUUUUAUUGGUGGAGUUCCAGAUCCCUCCCUUCCAGGCAGCCAUGUAACCAAGGAGCCUUAUGUAGGAUGUAUGAGGAACCUGAAAAUCAACAACAGCGGAGUGAGCUUCACUGACGUAGCUCUGGUCAGCGGAGCGGUCAGCGUAGGAUCCUGUCCGGCUGUGAAAUAAAGUAAAAAUGCCAACUGUUCCCAAUGCCUUAUUAAAAACAA